Elaeis guineensis (African oil palm) is the source of this 789-nucleotide messenger RNA. RefSeq names its product dormancy-associated protein homolog 3. The record is from RefSeq and is a predicted model, not a curated record. NCBI's taxonomy places the organism in Eukaryota, Viridiplantae, Streptophyta, Magnoliopsida, Arecales, Arecaceae.
CCAAUCUAAGCUCCAAAGAUCUCUGAGAGCGAGCGGUAAUUCGGUAAUUAAGUCGAAGUCUAUGGGUCUUCUUGACAAGCUCUGGGACGACACUGUCGCCGGGCCACGGCCGGAGACGGGUCUCAGCAAGCUCCGGAAGCACUCCACCUUCGCCUACCGGCCGAGCUCCGGCAAAGAGGAGGCGAAAGAAGCGGGAACCGGGAAAUUGGAGGGCGAGGAGGCGCCAAGGGUGACGCGGAGUAUAAUGAUAAAAAGGCCGACGGGGUGCCCGUCGCCGGGGAACGGGACGCCGCCGCCGUCCCCCGGAGUAUCGACGCCUCCACUGUCUCCGUUUUCCGGAGGAGGAAGAGAAUGGAACCGGUUUAGAAGGAAAUCAUCGUCGGAUGCAUACGAGAAUAGAGGAGGAAUGGCUGGUGUCGGACCACGGAAUCCUGCUCCACCUUACGAGGUGUGAGCUCGACUGGGUUCCAACCCCGAUCCUUUCUUUUGAUGUCAGACCAGCGUCCACUCCGACCAACAAAGAGAGAGAACAACCAACGGCCGGAGAGUGAAAGACUAGAGAGAGGGACUGCUGCUUUCUUUAGCGUCUAUGACGUUGAAGAAGGAGUAUGUAAUUUAGAUGCGGGGUGGAUGGUGUUGGUUGGUGUAUUGAUGUAAAUAAUGAGGGAGGGGGCUAGGUGGGUGUUGUUUGUGUUGUGUUGUUUGUGUUUUGUAUGGGAGGGUGAGGGAGUAGUGUGAGAGUGGUGGGUUGAUGUGUUAUAAAUGUCACAAGCUGGAGCUUGUUGUAUC